ACUCCUCUACCCAUCCGUCUUCAUCAUCUUUUAUUGUCUUCUCCCUUCCCUCUCUCUCUCUCUCACACAGCCCACCGAACAAGGAUAACCGACGCAGUCCCUCUCGGAGAGCGCGAAAAAAACAAGAUGGCGCCUGUGAAGCGUACAAAUAGAGAGUCGGUAGAGUGAGAAGUAUUUAAGUAAAGUGGACUUGGCAACCGGUGCUUAGCUUGGUAGCCGCUUUCAUUGUAAAGUACACCAUAAGUUUUCUCGUUCUACCAUAAGUUCUUUCGCUUUACUAUAAGUUUACUUCUUGUACCAGCUGCUAAUUGUAAUAGCACAAUGCGGGUCUCCAGUCAAAUAUUGGCAGUCGCUUGUUUUUUGGGAUUAUUAGGCAUUGUCACACCGGCCAAUAAACUGGGCACAGAAUGUCUUGCGAAAUCACCCAACCUUAAUGAGUGUGUGAAGAACGUCGCUCAGGGAGUUUUCAGCAACAUGCAUCUUGGUUUCAAGGAGGUUGGAGUGCCGAUAAUGGAUCCAUUGCAAGUGGUGAAAAUGGACAUAAUCAAUGGACAGGGAUCGGUCGUGUUGAACUUGGAAUUGACCAACACGUCGCACUCCGGACUAUCCAAAGUCAUUGUCGACAGAGUUGUAGCCGACCCGGAGAAAUACUCGUUGGACCUAUACAUCACAGUCCCCAACUACAACAUUGAAGGCCUAUAUAAGGCUAAAGGAAAAAUUAUCGUUCUUCCAAUCCAAGGAGAGGGUGACAGCUAUUUCAAAUUCAUGGGAAUCAAAGCAGUUUGGAAGAUAAAGGGCGAACCAAAGGUGAAGAACGGCAAGACUCACAUGAAAAUCACAAAGUUCGACGUGGAAAUCGUUCCCAAGGAUUUGAAAAUGCGACUGGAAAAUCUCUUUAAUGGGAACAAAGAAUUAGGUAACACUAGAGAUUCGCCCUAGGUAGAAGUAGGCUUCAAAAAAUCCAAUAAUUAUUGUCCAAAGCUGAAAUGAAAUAGGGCUAAAAGUUGACAUUUGCAAAUGUAAUGGCUCUCAUGAGCCAUAUGUUUUGCAUUUAUCAAAUAUGUUCAUUGCUUUUUACUGGAUCAUAAUCUAAUAACCGUUAAUGUUUAUUUUGCAACUGAUUGAUUGUUGGAAAAAUGAACGAACAGCCCAAG
This is a messenger RNA of Nilaparvata lugens (brown planthopper), 1154 nucleotides long. Its product is annotated as protein takeout-like. The coding region runs from base 322 to 939 and encodes 205 amino acids. The transcript has 5 exons. NCBI's taxonomy places the organism in Eukaryota, Metazoa, Arthropoda, Insecta, Hemiptera, Delphacidae. The record is from RefSeq and is a predicted model, not a curated record.